This is a messenger RNA of Triplophysa dalaica, 1582 nucleotides long. RefSeq lists its product as uncharacterized. The transcript has 5 exons. Bases 233 to 1267 code for a protein of 344 amino acids. Lineage: Eukaryota; Metazoa; Chordata; Actinopteri; Cypriniformes; Nemacheilidae. The record is from RefSeq and is a predicted model, not a curated record.
AAACUUAAUACUUCUUUGUAUUCACAAAAAAGAAAAAUAACUGUCCUCACGCAGUUUCUUUUUCUUAUCGCUAGAGGGCAGUGAAGCGCGUCUGUCGAUUUUAAACCAACGUUGCUAAACAAACAGAAGAAACGCACUGCAAAAUAUGAUACAGUUCAGCUAAACGUGACUUUGAACUUUCAACGAUUUGAUCUCAGACAGUUUAAAUGUUCUCCUAAUUAAUGUCAACAGUAUGAACAGGAAUAUGGAGAAUUUUAGCACAGUUUUUGCUGUUGUGUCGGCUGUAAUGGUGUUGUAUUUCUCUCAUUCGCUUUACUCUUCUCACGCAUUAUUUACAACAAGCACAGUGUUUGACAGCAGAGGAGCUUUGCCAGGAUCUGUUUACCUCAUGAUCAGAUUCAUUCAUCAAUCUCUCCGCAAAAAGCGAGGACACAUGAGACAAAACAAAGAGCACGAGCUUGUUCUCGCUUUGAUCAACUGUAGGUAUGACGUGAUGUCUCUGAGGAGGUUCUGCAGUGUUGGAGGUUACGGUUGGGAUUAUCCCGAUAGUGUCUUCAGAGAUAUUCCUUUGUGUUACCCUGAGAUUCUCUUCAGAAGAUUGAUCACAAUGAUCGUGUGCUCGGAGAAGUUCAAACUCAGUCCAAGGGGUCUGUUGAGUGUGGGUGAAACAGUGCACGUGUCUGAUGCUGUGGAUGAGCUGAAGAGAGGAGCGUUCUGUCUGCAGGCCCGAGUGAUGGAGUACAGGACUGUUCAUAAAGGAGUGGAGGUGGAUCUCUCUUUAUCUGCAUCCAGAGAUCAACAGAUCAUAUGGAACAGCACAUUGACUCUUCUGUCUCCUAAUAGCACACAUACACCUGGUUCUCAUUCUGACACAGACAUCACACACGAUCUGUCCUCUCUGAGGUGUAUCCAGCUUAGUGUCCCCUGGACCACAAGUGUGAGUUGUGCUCGGGUGUUUGGUGACCUUUGCCCCCUAUCUGCAUCUCUUUUUGGGUUCACGCGGCCUGCCGCCCCCUCGUUGUGGAUGUUCUCCAGGUGCAUGGCAGAGAUAGAGAAGCACAAAGGAGCUGAAGCGGUACGAGCUCCUCUGACUGUGUCGGUUCGAUACGUGAAGCCUCUGUCUUUACCCAAUCAAGUCACCAUCAGAAUCAAUGAGCACAAAGAUGCUGAAGUAUCAACAACGGCAACGUUUUCACUGGAGGACCAUCGGACCGGAAGCAUGUACAUCUCAGGACAGAUCCAAAGACAUUCACAUGAGAAGAUAUAAAGGUAGAGCUUUGUCACAGACAUUUUAACAGAAAGAAAAGUCAUCGGUAUAUGAACCGGUCCACACAGAUUAUUUACUAAAACUGCAAAAAUGAUUCGCUUAGAAAUAUGAGCUUUCCUGUAGCUCAGUGGUAAGAGUAUGGUGCUAACAACGCCAAGGUCGUGGCUUCGAUCCCAGGGAAUUUCACAUAAUGUAAAGGAUAAUGCAAUGCAAGUCGCUUCCAAAGCGUCUGCCAAAUUCAUGAAUGAAUGAAAUUAAAUAUUUGUGUAAUGUUUGUGAUGUCACAACUGAUUUAUUAAAGGUGGGAUAACAUGA